This is a messenger RNA of Cydia splendana, 3013 nucleotides long. RefSeq names its product exportin-2 (gene Cse1). Gene Ontology annotation, biological process: protein export from nucleus; protein import into nucleus. Lineage: Eukaryota; Metazoa; Arthropoda; Insecta; Lepidoptera; Tortricidae. The transcript is spliced from 19 exons. Bases 89 to 2998 code for a protein of 969 amino acids. Gene Ontology annotation, cellular component: nuclear envelope; cytosol. The record is from RefSeq and is a predicted model, not a curated record. Gene Ontology annotation, molecular function: nuclear export signal receptor activity; small GTPase binding.
GUUUCAGUAAACGUGAUUUUAAAUUUUAUGUUAAGCACAACAAAAAUAUCUAAGUGCACCUUAGUUAACAGCUCAUAUUUAAACCAAGAUGGAAGUAACCGACGAGAAUCUGGCUACCUUAGCAAACUACUUGCAUCAAACUCUGAAUCCUGAUCCUAACGUGCGGCGACCCGCGGAGAAGUUUCUGGAGAGUGUAGAAGUGAACCAGAACUAUGCCAUCCUGCUGCUACACCUGGUGGACAAGGAGACGGUGGACAGCACCAUCCGAGUUGCCGCUGCCAUCGCCUUCAAGAAUUACAUCAAGAGGAACUGGCCUGUGGAAGAAGACAAUACUGACAAGAUCCACGCAUCAGACCGAGCCACAAUCAAGACUUUGAUCGUGUCCCUCAUGCUGAAGUCCCCGGAAUCCAUACAGAGGCAGUUCAGCGAUGCCGUCUCCAUCAUUGGCAAGUGUGACUUCCCGGAGAAGUGGCCCGGGCUCAUUCCGGAGAUGGUUGAGAAGUUUGCCACAGGCGACUUCCACGUGAUCAAUGGCAUUCUUCGCACGGCGCACUCCCUGUUCCGCCGGUACAGGAUCGAGUUCAAGUCUCAGAAACUGUGGGAGGAAAUCAAACAUGUGCUUGAUAACUUUGCUAAGCCGCUCACUGACUUGUUUGUUGCAACCAUAGACCUAACGACAAAGCACGCAGACAACCAACAAGCCCUCCGAGUGAUCUACGGCUCCCUAGUGCUCAUCUGCAAGGUCUUCUAUUCCCUCAACUACCAAGACCUGCCGGAGUUUUUCGAGGACAACAUGCCUAUCUGGAUGCCGAAUCUGCUGAACCUACUGCAAGUCAAAGUGCCGUGUUUGGAAGAUGAUGGUGACGAAGACCGACCAGGUGUGAUGGAAGACCUUCGGUGUGAAGUAUGCGAGUGUGCGGCCUUGUACGCUCUGAAAUACGAAGAAGAGUUCGCACCGCACGCUCCCGGCUUCGUUACGGCGGUGUGGCACGUUCUGUUAGCUACAGGACCUCAGGCCAAAUAUGAUGCUCUGGUAUCGAACGCCCUCACAUUCCUGGCCAAGAUAGCAGAGAAGAACAGUUACAAGAGUCUCUUCGAAGACCCGGCCACCCUCAGCAGCAUCUGCGAGAAAGUGGUCAUCCCCAACAUGGAGUUCAGAGAAUCUGAUAUGGAGCUCUUUGAAGACAACCCGGAAGAGUAUGUAAGGAGAGAUAUAGAAGGCUCAGACGUGGACACUAGACGUCGAGCCGCGUGCGACCUAGUACGGACCCUAGCUCAGCAUUAUGAAGAGAAGAUGAUGAAUAUCUUCGGGCAAUAUGUGCAGCUAAUGUUAGCGAAGUAUGCCUCGCGCGGCGCCGGCGCGUGGCGCGGCAAGGACGCCGCCAUGUACCUGGUGACGUCGCUGGCGUCGCGCGGCGCCACGCAGGCCAGCGGCGUGACGCGCGCCUCGCCGCUCGUGGACCUGGUGCACUUCGCCACCGAGCACGCCGCGCCGGAGCUGGCCAGGCCCGACGUAAACGAAUUACCUGUUCUAAAAGCGGACUCCAUCAAAUACCUGAUGACGUUCAGGUCUCUCCUGCCGAAGCAAUUGCUGGUCAAUGCCUUCCCUCUACUGAUAGAACACAUAAAAGCGCGCGGCGUCGUAUGCACAUACUCCGCCUGCUGUAUAGAGAAGCUCAUCGGAGGUGGAAUGAUCACAAAACCGGCCUUAGAACCACACGCCCCUGCGUUACUCACGACGCUGUUCGCAGCGUUAGGCGACCACGCCUCGCCUGAGCAGCAUAAUGAAUAUGUCAUGAAAGCGAUUCUUCGUACACUAUCGUGCCUGCAAGAGUCCGCGCUACCAUUCCUCGGCACAGCGUUACCAAAACUCGCCCAAAUGUUGUCCGUGGUCGCCAAGAACCCUUGCAAGCCUCACUUCAACCACUACCUCUUCGAAACACUGUCAUUGGCAGUUUCGCUGGUGACCAAGUCGAAUCCUAACGCCAUCACCGCUUUCGAAGACGCUCUGUUCCCGAUCUUCCAAGAAAUCCUGCAGAAUGACGUACAAGAAUUCAUGCCCUACGUGUUCCAAAUGCUGUCCCUCCUGCUCGAGCUGCGCGGCGCCAUGCCAGUCGCCUCGGGCGACGGGGACGCCUACGGAGCCCUACUACCGUGCCUUGUAGCACCUCCAUUGUGGGAGCGAGCGGCUAACGUGCGGCCGCUAGUGAGGCUGCUCUGUGCGUUCGUCACUGCGAGGGCCGAGCUUAUAUUACGGGAGGGAAAACUUAACGCCAUGCUGGGUGUGUUCCAGAAGUUAAUAGCAUCUAAAACGAACGACCACGAAGGCUUCUAUUUAAUACAGACCAUGCUGUUCAAAUUCGGAGAGUCCACAAUGCAGCCAUACACGAAGCAGAUCAUGACACUUCUCUUCCAGCGCCUAUCAUCAUCGAAGACCACUAAAUACGUCCGCGGGCUCAUCGCUUUCCUUGGCUUUUACGCGGCGCAUUUCGGUGCCGACAACCUUAUAGAUCUCGUGGAUUCUGUUCAAAAUGGCAUGUUCGCGAUGUACAUGGAGCGCGUACUCAUCCCCGACCUACAGAAGGUGGACGGCGCGCUAGAACGGAAGGCGGCCGCCGUCGGCUGCGUCAAACUACUCACAGAAGCUAACCAGAUGAAGCAAGGACGCCUCGCACCGUUAUGGCCACCGCUCAUGCAGGCGCUGAUCUCCCUAUUCGAGCUACCAACGGACUCCACCUCGCUACCCGACGACCACUUUGUAGAGGUGGACGACACGCCCGGCUACCAGGCCCAGUACUCGCAGCUGACCUGCGCUAAGGGCGCCAACAGCGAUCCUCUAUCAGUGAUCGCGGACCCGCAGCGCUUCCUCGCCGAGAGCCUCGGGGCGCUGUCGCGGGCGUCGCCGGGGCUGCUGCCGCCGCGCGUGGCCGCGCUGGACGAGCCGCACAGGAACGCGCUGCACGGCUACCUGCAGCGGUACAACCUGCAGAUAUGCUAGAUGCAUUUACAAUUG